AUGUAUGAUCCUGGGUACGGCACUGAGUACUACGGCGAGGACGAGGAUGAAUAUGCCUAUGAGGAGCAGGAGCCAGCAGCGGCAGUGGUGCCGUCUGCCAGCAUAGCGGCAGAGCAGAAAUAUGAGCAGUGCGAGGAGCACACAAUGGACAUGUCGGAGGUGCUGGCGAUGCAAGGCGCCGUGGUACGAGAGGUAGUGAACCUGACCUGUCUGUCGCCGAGUGCAGCGACGCUACUACUGUGCCGUUAUCGCUGGUCGCGAGACGUCGCAGUGGAACGCUACUUUGAAAAUUCUACUGCUGUGCUAAGCGACCUCGGAAUCACGGAGGAGGCGUCCUUGCAUGAAGCGACGCUUCUCCUCGGUGACGCUGGCGGUCCCAUCGUGUGUGGGAUCUGUGCCAUGGAAUAUAAUCCACAGAAGGUGGCGUGUCUCUCGACGUGCCAGCAUUAUUUCUGCCUUGAGUGCUGGCGGGACCACAUCAAGUCCCGCAUACUCGAGAACCUCAUCGGCACCCACUGCCCGGAGCAAGGCUGCUGCCAAGUCGUUGGGCUAUCCGUCAUGUGCGAGCUCUUCUCCGAGUGCGACGACGAAGCACAAAAUGAGGUGAGCAAAAACAUUCUGAAGCAGAUACAGCGCAAAUACCUGACAAGUUUUGUAGAAACUUGCCCCACGCUGCAUUGGUGCCCAAACCCGCAAGGCUGCGCCGCCGUGAUUUACGCCCCCGUUCCACCCCUGCAGGGACAGGGGGUUCGGUGUCUCCUGUGCAACAGGUCGUACUGCUUGCGGUGCAGCUAUGAGCCGCAUCGACCAGCCACGUGCGAGAACAUACGGCAGUGGAAGAGCUACUGCUCCAAAGAAGGUGCAAACCUCGCCUACAUUCUCAGUCGCACAAAGCAGUGCCCGGGGUGUAAGAAGACGAUUGAAAAGAGCGGUGGCUGCAACCAUAUGACGUGCAAGUGCGGGCAUGAGUUCUGCUGGAUGUGCCUAGGCCCCUGGAAGCAGCAUAGCGGAGACUACUACUCGUGCCGCAAUGUGGAACACCAUGGGGCUGCGGCCUCCGAAGAGGCCGUGGACGCCUCCAGGAGGUUCACGUACCACUACGAACGGUACACACUUCACCUCGACAGCGCCGAGCGCGAUGAGAAACUGCUCCGAACGAUGGUGCACAACCCGACGAUGCGAGAGCGACUGAUCAAGGCGCAGAGGCAGAUCGAUGAGAAUCGGGGCCCGGGAGUGGCAAGCGGAGCCUUGCAGCAGGAGGACGUGCCCUUAGUGGACCUCACAUGCGCCACAUCGGAGGUAGUUUCGCGCGUCACCGACACACUAUUCACGGCGCGUGAUAUUCUCGCCCAUUCGUACGUGGCGAUGUUUUAUCUUCGCGAGAACGGCAGUGAAAGGCAGCUAAUGGCGCAUCGCGUGGGGAAGCUGGAGGAAGCUACGGAGGCCAUGUCCGGCUCCCUCAUAAAAUUGUUCACCACUACGAGAUCACAGCUGGGCGCCUUUUUCGAUGCGGCUGAUGUGCUGGUGGCAUGGAUGAAGGCGCUGUGCGAUGUCUAG
This is a messenger RNA of Leishmania mexicana MHOM/GT/2001/U1103, 1557 nucleotides long. RefSeq lists its product as hypothetical. The transcript has a single exon. Gene Ontology annotation, molecular function: zinc ion binding; ubiquitin protein ligase activity; ubiquitin conjugating enzyme binding. The coding region runs from base 1 to 1557 and encodes 518 amino acids. Gene Ontology annotation, cellular component: ubiquitin ligase complex; cytoplasm. Gene Ontology annotation, biological process: positive regulation of proteasomal ubiquitin-dependent protein catabolic process; protein polyubiquitination; ubiquitin-dependent protein catabolic process. The record is from RefSeq and is a predicted model, not a curated record. Lineage: Eukaryota; Euglenozoa; Kinetoplastea; Trypanosomatida; Trypanosomatidae.